GCCAUGGCCCGGCGGGCGCAGGCCGCCGCCCUGCCGCUCAGGCCCGCCCUGGCCCCGCGCCCAGACGCCGAGCCCGGAUCGCCGACCGCCGCCCCUCCGGAGCCGCCUCCUCGGGCCGCAGCCGGCGCGGACCUUCCCCGCCGAGGGCCUGGCAGGCGCCGCGCCCGCCGAGGGGCCGCCCGCGCGCCCCACCCAUCCCGGGCCGGCGCCCUGCGCAGCGGGCCCCGCCCGGAGGCCCCGCCCACACGCCGAGGCCCCGCCCAGCCGCUGCGGGCGCUCCGGGCUGCGGGAAGCCCGGGACCCCCCGGCUACGCCGGGCGCCUGGCCCCAGGGCUUUCGGCUCCGGAACCUGCCCCGCCAGCCCCUAGAGCCGCGUGCUCUUCCCGCACCUCUUCGCCACCAUGGGCCACACAGCAGGCCCCGGACCGCGGCUGCGAGACGACUGAUGCACCAGCACAAACCGCCCGCUGCGGGGCGGGCAAUUCCGCUCCUCCCUUUGCGCUCGGGCAGCUGCUACAUUCCAGGAGGGCUAUUUUGUCUUCUCGAGCCGUGGGCCACAGGCGGGAGCCCCACCAGCACGCAGCCACUUCCCCUCCAGGAGCCCCCUCACCACGCCCUCUGUGCACAUCAACCAGAGAAUGCUCUGGAAUUCUCUGCUAAAAUCCUCCUUGUCCCGUAAGCCCCACUGCCUCCCCGUGGCCUCUGACCUCCCUCGUGUGGAUUUCACAGCAUCCUUCACUUUCCCUUUGUAGAUAGAAAAGCAGUGCACACCCGCCUGCCUUCUCGCACACUUAGACCCCAACCCCUACUGCUGCUCCAUCUCUGCUCGCUGGCCCUCAGCGCCGGCUGGUCUCUCGGCUCCCAACCUUCCCCAAAGCUGGCACCUGACCCGAUUCCCGGCCUCCACUGCUGACAUCCUUCUUCAGACGGUGUUGCUCACUGGGACCACCAUUGGAACCUGCUCCCUUGCCCCUGCCUUGCCCAGCACCAGGCCAUACAGCUAAAAUGUCCUGAACUGGUCAGAAUAAUCCGUGUAGCAGAGGUGGAACCCUCAAGAGCAGGCCCUCUGUCCCCUGCCCCAUCUACACACUCUUCACUAAUGGCUGAAGUUCUAGGCUCUUCCAGGAGUCGCCAGCAUGAUCUGCUACAGCAUAGGCCAAGGCUCUUCUGAGAUACGGUUCUGUGCAGCCCUAGAUUUGGUAUGCUUAUUUUCCUUGUUUAAUCUCUUAAGUCUGAGACAGGGACCAUGGGCUGAGACAGAGUAGGGUGAGGGCCUCCGGAAAAAGCAAGGCAAGAUAUUUACAGUCAAAGCAAUGUAACAUUGUAA
Messenger RNA from Manis javanica (Malayan pangolin), 1327 nucleotides. Lineage: Eukaryota; Metazoa; Chordata; Mammalia; Pholidota; Manidae. The record is from RefSeq and is a predicted model, not a curated record.